CCGUCCACGUGAUUUUAGCGGCCCGGACGGAACGAGCUCGCUGCAUAUUCUGAUUCUUCCCCUUCCCCCUCCCUCCCGUGGCUCGCCGCCGCCACCGCCAGCUCGCGCCCCGUCUUCCUCUCCCCGAAUCCGCCCAUUCCGACCCCCUGAUCCGCCGCGCUGCAGGUCCGCGAUGCUUUCCCUGUCGAGGACGCUCGCGAGGCGGCUCUUCUCCACCGCGGCCGCCGGGUCCGAGGGCGCCGCCGCCGCGUCAACUUCGGUGGUGAGGAAGGCGCAGAACCCCCUCGAGGAGUUCUUCGAGGUCGAGCGGAGCACCGCGGACGACCAGCCCGCUCCCCACUACGGUCGUGGUUGGAAGGCUUCUGAAUUACGCCUGAAAUCUUGGGACGACCUUCAUAAGCUAUGGUAUGUCCUUCUAAAGGAGAAGAACGUGCUUAUGUCUCAACGCCAGAUGCUAGCUUCAGAGAACAUGCAUUUCCCAAACCCAGAGCGCAUUUCCAAGGUGAAGAGAUCGAUGUGCCGGAUCAAGCACGUGCUGACGGAGCGGGCCAUAGCGGACCCUGACCCGAGGAGGACUGCGGAGAUGAAGCGGAUGAUCAACGCCAUGUGAUCCGCUCGCGUCGCGCCGCGCUUCAAUGUCUUGGAGCAGCAGCAGCCGUAGCAGCAUUAGCAUCUAUCUACUAGAAAGAAAGAAUUUGCUCGCUUCCCUUCUUGUGUUGUAUGCCUCCCCCCAUGAGAUGCAUAAGACCAGUAAUCCUUGAGACACCUGUGGAACGCCAUCGCCCCCGACAGUUCCGCGGAUGAACGUCAAUGCACUUGUGUUCGAAUAAUUGCAACUGUCCUUUUUCAUUUUGUGUGUGUGUGUGUGUGUGUGUGUGUGUGUGUGUGUGUGUGUGUGGCAAAGUAGCAUCAAGCUGUUUGUUUGCACAAUGUGAUAUGCAUGUCCAUUGGUCUCA
Triticum aestivum (bread wheat) is the source of this 956-nucleotide messenger RNA. RefSeq names its product 39S ribosomal protein L47, mitochondrial. Gene Ontology annotation, molecular function: structural constituent of ribosome. Gene Ontology annotation, biological process: mitochondrial translation. Bases 173 to 610 code for a protein of 145 amino acids. The record is from RefSeq and is a predicted model, not a curated record. Gene Ontology annotation, cellular component: mitochondrial large ribosomal subunit; mitochondrial ribosome. The transcript has 3 exons. NCBI's taxonomy places the organism in Eukaryota, Viridiplantae, Streptophyta, Magnoliopsida, Poales, Poaceae.